GUUGCAUGUUGUUGCCGGAUAACGUUUUUGCAAGACAGGAAACGAGAGAAGCACACAGACAGAAGCAGAGAGGACUCGUUUGUCAUCUUCUGCACGCACAACUCCAACAUCUACAAGAGAGCAGGGGAAGAAAAUAAGGAGGAAUUCAAGGUUAAAAAUCUAAAAUGGGCACUGAGGAGAAAGAUCCAGAGCCUGUAGCUCAGCCAAAAGAGCAGGAAUCCCCAGAGAAGGAAAAGGAGUUACAUGUGGAGUCACCACAAGGACCAACACCCGAGACCACCGACCCCCUCAACACCUACAAGUGGCACACCGGCUCCAAGGGGACGCUCAAUGAGCUGAAAGAAGAAGCAGAAACAGGAGCAGCGGCUUCUUCCACAUCCACCCUCGAUAAGAUUCAGAAGGCCUCCAGCAACAAAUGGAGCAAGAUGCAAAACUGGCGCAAGGCCCUGAGCGAGGACACCGGAGAAAAAAACUCACACAGGGAGGGAGCCAAGCCGGAUAAAGCGGCCGGAGGAGGCAAGAAGAACCCGUUCAGGAGGGCCUUGUCUGAGCCUCCAGGGUCGCUGUUUGCAGCCCUGUCGCCCUCCUCCGCCUCCACCAGCGCAGCUCCGUCCUCGGCUGCACCUGCCGAGGCCUCGGGGGUUUCCUCUUCCGCUGACCCCUCGCAGAGGGCCGGAGGUGGGACGCUCCUCAAAAAGUACCUGAGGACAGUUUCCCAGAAGCUCAAGAGGCCUCGACUGCAUACUCGCAGCAGCACACCAGCAUUACUGCAAGAUGUGGCUGAACCAGUGGUACCAACUGAACUCCCUCGACUACAAUGGGCUCCGCCUCAGGAGGUUCCUUUAUGGGACAUCAGCAACUGUAUGCUGGAAGAUGGACAAAUUCUCAUUUCUCCAGAGGAAGAGCCAACGAUGUGGACCAGAAACCGGGUCAGCAGUUACUUGUCCAACGUCAGCCUGAUGAACCUGAUGGACAUCGACUCAGAAUGCAGCCCAGACCAUGUGGGUCUGCCAGGAGGCCCUCGACCAAAGAGUCAAGAUGGUGGUGUGAGGGCGCUGAUCAAGCGACGUCUGGACAAGGCCAAGAGGAACAGCAACACCCAGCUGGGACUGAGCAAAGGAAGCAGGCACUAUGGUUCCCGGGAUUCUGUUUCAAUUCCAGUCAGUCCAGUGGGGAGUUUAGAUCUGAGUGCAGACACCAGCACUGUCAUCAGGCCGGUUCACAGCUCUAUUCUGGGGGAGAAGUACUGCUUUGAGGUGAUAAACUCUGAGAACACCCACUGCUUCGGCUGUUCCUCAGCUGCCGAACGUGACCGCUGGAUUGAAGACUUGAGACGGGCUGCCCAGCCUAAUAAGGAUAACAUUGAGCGCACAGAGAACUCCCUGAGUCUGUGGGUUAAUGAAGCAAAGGAUCUGCCACCCAAACGGCGUUAUUACUGCGAGGUGCAUCUGGACGGAACUCUGUUUGCCCGAACCAGCAGUCGAGCUGUUGGCAAGCUGCCAAACCGCUCCAGCCUGGCAGGAGAUGGAUCUUCUGGGUCUUUGGGAGGCCUGGGGGCCAGUGGAGGUGCAACUGGAGGGUGUCAACUAUUCUGGGGGGAAUUCUUUGAGCUUGACAACUUGCCCUGCGUCUCCCAAAUCAGCUUGCACCUCUUCCGCGAAGAAGACCCCAAGAAAAAGCGCCACUCCCGAGACGAAUCCAGCUUGCACCCACUGGGCAGCGUGGCCAUACCACUGGCUGACAUUCGAGGGAGGACAUAUCAGGAGAAGUGGUACCCCAUCACUCCAUUCAAAUCGUCUGGCACAACAGGGAACAAAGAACUGCUGGGUCCACAGGCUUCACUCCGCAUCAAAGCCCGCUUCCAGAAUUUGCAAGUGCUGCCAAUGGAGAAAUACAAGGAGUUUGCAGAGUAUGUGACAGUGGAUUAUGUAGAAAUGUGCAGAAACCUGGAGCCACUCCUGAAUGUGAAGGAGAAGGAAGAGCUGGCAGGAGCUCUGGUCCAUGUUCUGCAGAGCAUCGGCAAAGCCAAGAAAUUUCUCAUUGAUUUGGGCAGCGCUGAGGUAGAACGUCUUGGUGAGAAAGAAGCAUUGAUCUUCAGAGAGAACACACUGGCCACAAAAGCCAUAGAUGAAUAUAUGAAGCUGGUUGGCCAGAAGUACCUCAUUGGCACACUAGGGGACUUCAUCACCCGUCUUUAUGCCUCAGUGGAGAACUGUGAGGUAGAUCCUCGUAAAUGCCCGGCCUCUGAACUGUCAAACAACCAGAAGCACUUAAGUGAAACCUGUGAGGAGGUGGUGCAGAAGAUUGUAGAGAUCCAUGGACCCUUUCCCGAAGAGUUACACAUGAUCUUCUCCAGCUGGGCAGAGCUGUGUGAAGACCAGGGCAGAGUGGAGAUCGGCCAGCGUCUUAUCUCGGCUUCCCUUUUCCUUCGCUUCUUAUGUCCUGCUAUUCUCAGUCCUUCUCUUUUUGGUCUGAUGCAACCAUAUCCAGAAUCAAACACCCUGCGUACCCUCACCCUCACUGCCAAAGUCAUCCAGAAUCUGGCCAACUUCACCCUAUUUGGAGAGAAGGAGGAGUAUAUGCUGUUUAUGAACGAAUUCCUGCAGCAGCACUGGGAUGGAAUGAGGGGCUUCCUGCAAACAGUGUCCAACCCAGACACUGAAAUCACAAUGUCUUCCUUCGAUGGCUAUGUAGAUUUGCCUCUGCGAUUGGCUGUACUGCACGGUCUGCUGGUGGACAUAGUCUAUCAGAGGAACCAGGAAACAAUCGACAAGCUGCACCCCCUCCCUUCUAUUCUGAACCAGAUAACAGAUUCACUGGGCCCUGAAGCACCUCGGAUUAUUGUUAACAGCCAAAUGGGACAAGUCAAACCAGAUUACAUUCCACCGAGAGAUUUGGAAAAGUACAGCCCACACCUGUCAUCCCUCCAGCAGCUUCCCGUUGACUCCAAAGGCCUACGAGAUGGGGAUGGCAGAACUCGCAGGAGAGAAAGGAAACCAGUCGCCAGAACUCAGAGCGCUCCCCACCGACGUCCCGGUCAUGCAAAACAUGCCUUAAAGAGGCAGACGAGUUCUGAAGCUCUGCCGACAUCUGACCACGAACAAGAGGUGGAGGUCAACCAGCCGCACAUCUCGCUGCCAAAUACUAAUACCAGCAUCAAACGUCAACCUGCACCGGUUCCCUGGAUUAAAUACAUCCAGACCAGGGAGUCAAGUGAGAUGAAGACUGAGAACGAGCAGUUAACCUUACUGGACAGGCAUGCUCAGGAGCUGUCAGAGCUUCGUCUGGGGAUCGAGCAGGUGACCGAGCGAGAGCUGGACAUGGCAAAGCGCCUGGAGGACUUCAUCAACCAAAGCCAGGACCAGAAUGCAAUGCUGCAGUCGGAGGUGAACGAGCUCCGUGAUCUGCUGGCUGUGCGAGAAGAGCAGCUCGCCAGCGCCACCUUCAGGUUGGGUGUGAUUGAGGAGGAAAGGGAGGAAGAUGAGAGGAAGCUAAGUGUUGCCAUUGCAGCGGCGGAGAGGAUGAAUGCUCUGGAGGAGCAGUUUGCAGGUUUGAUGAGGGACCUUCAGCAGCUGAGCAGCCAAAACAACAUCCAGCAUCCUGAAAAGCUUCACAUCAACAGCAACUGAACCCUGAUGGAAAAAUAAAAAAGGUUUAGCUUUGCAAUUUUGUAUAAAUGAACAUACUGAACUCAUAAGGAAACUGCAGCCUAAAGUCACAGUGAUGGUCUGUUUGUUUGUUUUCUGAAUAUGUUCAGAAUGAAACUGAGAUGAACAUGAAACCAACAGUGUUUGUCUGCAUUCCUGCUUUUGUUGAGAUGUGUUUGACUUGUAAACCUUUAAAUAAAAACUGCUUCUCUUG
Messenger RNA from Amphiprion ocellaris (clown anemonefish), 3861 nucleotides. RefSeq names its product RAS protein activator like 3 (gene rasal3). Gene Ontology annotation, biological process: regulation of GTPase activity. Bases 165 to 3629 code for a protein of 1154 amino acids. The record is from RefSeq and is a predicted model, not a curated record. NCBI's taxonomy places the organism in Eukaryota, Metazoa, Chordata, Actinopteri, Pomacentridae. The transcript is spliced from 19 exons.